AAAUUUUAAAAAUCUAAAUUUGUGCUUCCGUAUGUCCUUAGUUUAAGUCAGUAAUAUGAAAGCCCUACCCUACAAGCUAUGAAUCUGCCAUGCUAUGUUAAAACAAGUGACUCUUCCUCUUAUUACGAGUAGUGUUAAUUGUUUGGGCUUGUAUAAAAUACAACAAAAUGUAGACAACAUGUUAGAGUUUCUUUGUGUUUUACUAGAUCGAUAUUUAACCAUGAAGUUGAACAUAUGGUGUGUUGAUGUUCUUGCACUAAAAGUCCUACCUACGCAUUAAUCUCUUUGUUAAUAAAAGUAUACAUCUUGCUUGGCAAAUGUAAGUAUAGCUUAGAGCGAGAAUCAAGAUUAGACGUAUUGUUUUACUCAUCUCCGCACUAAAAAUAAAAAAUAAAAAAAAAACUCUACUGUUAAGUAUUAAGGUACUCAAAGUACCUAGAUAUUUUAAUCGUUCGUAGGACUUGAAUGUCUCGUUUGUAGAAUAGAUUGAGACGAGAGAGUAUGUUUUCAUCUAUUGGGUUCUAUGCUUUAAUACUUCUUGGAAUUGCUGUUUAAAUGUCUAAACUUUUUCAUGCUUUAUGGAUGCUUGUUCUAAAGAACUCGUGUACGAGCCGAAUGUGCAUAUGGUUCGCUCUGUUUUUGCAUUUUUGUUACUGUUUUAAGAGUCACAUUUUUCUAAUCCUUUUCAUCUUUUCCUUUUGUUUAUAUGUACACUUCGGAGCGAUAUGGAGUCUUCAUAAAGACUCAUUAUCCGAACAGUCUCAUUUUGAGACUAUACGGCAUUCGGACUUUGCAUGUGUCUUCCUAUUCAGCUUUCGUUCUCUUGACCUUCAUCCGAACAAAGAGGGUGGUUAGCCAAGCGACGGACCACAGCUGUGUGAUUGUGAAAAACACUUAGUUGCUUAUAUUUGACCGAGCCUACUUUAUAUUAGGAUGUCUUAAUUAGCAAAUUUAGGUCUUGAAUCAAGUGAGUUUAGUUGUUCCUCGUAAGUUUGACAUUUUUAGUUAAAAGGAAGACAUGUCUCCAAAGCUAUCAUAAAUUUUACACACUAGUGUUAGCUGUUUUGAGAAAUAAGAAAAAAGAACGAACUAGUUCCUAUGGAUAACUGUUCCACUUUAAUUCCUUUCCAACAUUUGAAUCACGUAUUUGUUGAAAUAACCUUUACAUAGUUUAUAUUGAACUAGUACUUUUUUUAUUCCUUUAAAAAGUUUAUUAAUAUUAAUCUUACAAACGAUUGUUCUAAUUUAUUAAUCGGCAUGAUUUAUUUUCUCCAAAUACAUAUAAAUGUUAUCAAUCCCGUUUCUUUUAGUUUAUUAUAACUAAACUCUUUUAUGUAUAUUGUUAUUUCCUACAAGUCCUAUUUUAAAUAGCAUUCUUAUAUAUCUAUCUAUAACUUUAGCAAUACUUACAAAACUAUUUUUUUUUCUAUAAUAUUAUAUUUACACUUAGCCUAAUUAAUUGUGAGUCCGAUCGAUUAAUCAUUAUUAAUGGAGUCUUAGAGGAUGCCUAAUACCUUUCCUCUAGAUUAAUUGAACUCGUACCUAGAAUCUUUUUGGUUUCGUAGACUUUAAAAUAGAGUCAACUUUAGAUAAAUAACUUUAAUAAACUCUAGGUGUCCUAAUUCAUCGUAAAUAAUUAGGUGGCGACUCCUAACUUUAAUUAACCCCGGAAUUACCGGAAUGUUAUAAACUGUUUUGACUUCGGUUAAAAUAGGGUAUAACAACUAGCGCGACCCGCCGGCAGCGGAAGCUAUUUGAUUCUGUAUUAGGAUCGCAGAAGCCCUUAAUCCAAUUUGAAGGAAAAUAUUGUAUUCAUAAACUCAUAAAUCUUUGAAUGUGCUCUACAAUAUCCACAAUCUCUUGUUAUGAAAAUAACUAGUAGCACUCCUAUUUAUAAUAGUAUGAAACUUAUUUUAACUCAAACCAGAAAAAACUUGUUCCUAUAUUAAUUUGACUAUAAAUACUAGCUAGAUAUGAAUUAAGAUACUAAAUCUUGGUUUCCUAUAACUUUGAAUUAUUAUUUCCAACAUUUUCUUGUAUCGUAUCAUUAAAUCUAGCGUUAUGUAACGACAGGAAGUCAAAUUUUAUGUAACGACUAAUUUGGUAUUAUCACAUCAUUACCUUAUUUUCUUUUUCAUUUUGUAUUUACUUAAUUUAAUUAUAUAAUAAUCAUAUUGUAACCUUUAUCCUAUCUUUUUAUGAUAGCUCUGUACCUUACCCUACUUUUCUUGUAGGUUUAUGCUUGAAAUUGUUGAUGUCUAACAUUAUAUAACGACAAGAAAUGAUACGAUCUAUCUAAAUGUUGUAUUCAUCAAAAUAAAAUUGUACAAUAAAAUACAACACAAUACGAUAUAUUAAUACAUCAUGAAACAAUACGUAACAACCAUCCAAACAAAGUGUAAUGGAUUUGGACAAUCAUCUUGCUAGCCCUGAAUAUCUUUUUCUGGACAACAGCAUGAUAACGGGGCAAUCCUGACUUUCCUAUCCGUCUAUCUCUUUUCAAUGAUAUAGGCUACGGAGAAUGAAUUUCUUACUACUCCCUCCAUUUUAAAUUAUGUGGCAUCAUUUUCUUUAUAAUCUGUUCCAAAUUAAAACGAAAGUCAGUUUUCUAAAUUUGAAAACUAACUUCUAAAUUUCAAAAGUCUCAUAUUUUUAUCAAAACGCCGCGUUAAUUUAUCCGACAUCAAUUGAAUACCACUAUCUUUUUUAACAAAACAAGUUUUCGCGCGUGCCAACCUUCCAACUGGAUAAAACACGCGCAAAAGUUUCAGAAGCUUAUUAUAUAGCCGUAAACAUUAUUUAACCUUCCCUUACCUCUUAACUUUUUCAAUUUGUUGGUAAUGAUGACAUACAAUAUUGAUAUGCCUUCCCACUAAAAUGUAAUAGUGGACGGCGCAUAUAAACACUAUCAAAGCUUAAUUUUAAAAAAUAACCCUGUUUUAAAACCAGAAAAUUCUUAUAGGGUGCAAGGAAGAAAAAGCCCUUUGAUUUCGUGGUGCUCCGGAAAAGAUUUCCACUUGCUGUUAAGAUGUUGUGAUCCUGUGUGUCCCACAUUGGCUGAAUGUGGAAUUGGUGUGGGACUUAAAUAAACUUUAUCCCUCCUCAAUAGCUAAUUUUGGGGUGUGAAUUAGACCCAAAGUUGUUACAUGCUAUCAGAGCCAAUCGUUCGGCGCAUGGGGCCAAAGCUCGGAGUGGUGGUAUGCGUGCCAGGAGUAGUGUCCUGGACUCGAGAGGGGUGCCAGCUAUGACCAACUGAGCCGUGUCCCACAUCGGCUUGUGAGACUUAAAUAAACUUAGGCUCUUCCAUCCCAAUAGCUAGUUUUUGGGUGUGAGUUAGGCCAAGAUUGUUCCAUAAGAAUUAAAAAUCAUGAGAGUAUGAAAUGUAAUCUCUACAUAGUUUUGGACAAUCCCUACCUUGUGAUUCAGUCUUUACAAUCAAAUUAAGUCCAACAUCUAUUUUUCUUGACAUGGCGUUAGAUUAGCGCUUCGAAUAUCUAGUUUUGCGCGUGUAGAGUAGUUUUAGAAUUCGAAUAUCUAGUUUUGCGCGUGGAGAGUAGUUUUAGAAUUCCGCAUUGGUUAGGGUGUUAUUUUGAACAAUUCUUGAUUUAAAUUCUAUAAGUUCAACCUUUAAGGUUCUUAGCAUUAAACCUAUCAUAUUUCUAAAGUUAUGAGGUCAUAUCAACUAUUUAUUGUAAUUUUAAUGAAAUUUUCCACAUAAAUCUGUGCUCUGCGUCGAAAGAAUUGUGUUCUGACCACUAUGUUGCAUCCGGCCAUGCAUAUCAUGAACUAACUUUUGUGGUUUAGUAGGUCCGACGAGAAAAAAUUCUUCCAUCUAAGGAAAGUGAAAGGAAUUAAAUCUUACCACUACCAGCCCAGUCUUUAGUAGAUUGAUCACCAUAGUGUCUACUAUUUGAAUCCUUCCCUUUGUGAGAGUAAGAAUCCCAAAUCAAUUGAUCACCAAUCAUGAACAUUCUUAUUGAGUUUCUAGCACUUUUAGUCUUCUUUUAUCCACCUUGUUUAGGUAAAAAUCAUGCCAACUCGAGUGACUAUGCUGCUUUGCUGGCAUUUAAAUCGAGCCUUCGGUUGGAACCUCACAAUAUUUUGUCCACCAACUGGAGCUCAGAGACACACUUCUGCAGCUGGUAUGGAGUUUCAUGUUUGAACCAGAGAGUUGUAGCUUUGCAACUUCCUAAUUUGGCCAUUCAAGGCAGAAUUGUUUCAGAAAUAGCCAACUUGACUCAACUUGCUGUUCUUGAUCUUAGUAACAAUGAAUUGAAUGGCAAUUUGCCAACUGAAUUGGGCUUCUUGCAACAGCUGAGACUUCUCAAUGUGACUGGGAAUCUCUUGAUGGAACCAUUCCUCCAAACAUAAGCCGUUGUCGUUUACUGCAAGAACUUCAUUUAUCGGAAAACAUGAUAAAAGGAAGCAUACCUCAAGAACUUGGCCUUUUAAGCCAACUCAGAUUUCUGCGUCUCAAUGACAAUAACCUAACAGGAAAGAUUCCAUCUUUAUUAGGAAACUUAUCAAGGAUGGAAUAUUUUUAUCUGCAUGAAAAUGUUUUGAGAGGUGAAAUACCUGAUGAAAUUGGCCAUCUUUCCAAUUUGAGGCUCCUUGCCUUUCGUGGCAAUAACUUCACCGGAUCGGUACCUGCUUCAAUUUUCAAUAUUUCAAGAUUGCAGAUUGUAGAUCUCUCCAUAAAUGCCUUGACAGGGGAACUUCCAAGUGAUUUGGGUAAUUAUCUUCCAAUCCUUGAACAUCUUUAUCUGGACAGCAACAGGAUCACUGGGAAAAUCCCGGUUUCUUUAUCUAAUGCAUCAAAAAUUACAUAUCUUUUCUUCACUGAAAAUGAUCUGCAAGGAAACAUUCCAAGUGAGUUUGGUAAGUUGCAUGAACUGAUCUUUUUUGAUUUUGAAUAUAAUCGAAUUUCUGGUGCCAUCCCGUCCAGCUUAUUUAAUAUUUCGUCGCUUGAAGUCCUCAAAGCCAGGCAUAAUUACUUAAAUGGACACCUUCCUCAUGAUCUUGGUACUUGGCUACCUAACUUGCUUGAGAUUUUCCUUUCACAUAAUCAACUCAGUGGAGAUCUACCCUCUGCAAUAUGCAAUGCUUCAAAGCUUGAAAAUCUUGAAGUUGCAAACAAUACUUUUACUGGACCGAUUCCCAUGAUGUUAGGUAACCUGAUAGACCUUAUAACUCUAAAUCUGCAAAAUAAUCUAUUGGAAAACAUGCCUGGAGCCACAAAACUUGACUUCCUGAAUUCAUUGGUAACCAGCAGGAAUCUGGUGUACCUGAUCCUUCAAACUAAUCCUUUGAACGGAAUAUUCCCAGGAUCAAUAGGAAAUUUAUCAAGCAAAAUCAAGGUUCUUGCUGCAGCAGACUGUGGUAUUAGAGGCCAUAUGCCAACGAACCUUGGAAACUUAAGUGGCUUGCUUUACCUGGGAUUAGAAAAUAAUAACCUUGUCGGCAAUGUGCCCCACUCGUUUGUUGGCUUGCAAAAUCUGGAAAGGCUGUAUCUUACUGGAAACAAAUUAGAAGGGCCAUUUCCAGCUGAACUGUGCAGCAUAGGAAGAUUAGGUCUACUGGACUUGGGAGAAAACAGACUGUCAGGAUCAAUACCCUCAUGUAUUGGAAAUCUGACUGAAUUAAGAGAAAUGUCAAUAGCUGCUAACAAUUUCAAUUCAAAGUUACCUUCAAGUUUCUGGAGAUUAAUUAAACUUGACCAUUUGAACUUAUCCAGAAACCUGCUGCGUGGUUUCUUACCUUCUGAUGUGGGAGCCCUGAAAGCAAUGAGCAUCAUGGACAUCUCUUUUAAUAAGUUUAUUGGUGAAAUACCCUAUUACAUAGGGUCCCUCCAAAAUCAAGUUUCACUAGAUAUGUCAAGAAAUGCAUUCCAAGGUCCCAUACCGGACACAUUUAGCAAUCUAAUAGUUCUUGAGUAUUUGGAUUUGUCUACUAAUUCUCUAUCUGGUAUGAUUCCCAAAUCUCUGGAGCUAUUGCGAGAUCUCAAGUAUCUCAAUGUUUCUUUCAACAACUUGCAAGGAGAAGUUCCAAACAAAGGAGUAUUUUCAAAUCUUAGUUACCGGUUCUUGAUGGGAAAUCCGGAACUUUGUGGAGCACCCGACGUACAUAUUCCUUUGUGUCCAGCUCAAGGAACCACAACAACAAGGAAAAAGUCCCUUAUCCUUAAAACAACAAUGCCUGUUGCUGCAACAUUUCUGAUAUUGGUCGUGUUUUUUUUCACAUGGAUGAUUUGGUCAAGGAAAAAACAUGUGAUUGGAAACAAUGGAUCGGAUUCCUUCCCUAGAAUGGGACAUCAGAAAAUCACUUAUUAUGAGCUUCUCGAAGCUACAGAAAAUUUCAGUCAGUCCAACCUAGUGGGAAGUGGAAGUUCUGGUUCAGUCUACCAAGGUACAUUUUCUGGCGGUACUGUCUUUGCAAUCAAAGUUUUCAAUAUGCAAUGGCAAGGGGCUUUAAGAAAUUUUGAUUCAGAAUGUGAAAUUUUGAGCAAUGUAAGACACAGGAACUUGGUCAAGAUAGUGUCAACUUGCUCAAAUGGGGAUUUCACAGCGAUGGUGCUGGAGUACAUGCCUAAUGGAAGCUUAGAUAAAAGACUGUACUCCGAUAUAAAUUGCUUGAGUCUUGUUGAAAGACUCAAUAUAAUGAUCGACGUAGCCCUGGCCAUGGAGUAUCUUCAUAAUGAUUGUACAGUGCCUAUUGUGCACUGUGAUCUAAAGCCGGCUAACGUGCUUCUCGAUCAGGAUCUGACUGCUCAUGUGGCAGAUUUUGGAAUUUCAAAAAUGUUGGCACAAGAAGGAAAUAUUGCUCAAACCAAGACUCUUGGAACUAUUGGUUAUAUUGCUCCAGAAUAUGGCUUAGAUGGACAAAUCUCCACCAGCAGUGAUGUCUAUAGCUUUGGGGUUUUGUUGCUUGAGACAUUCACAAGAAAGAAGCCUACGGAUGACAUGUUUGGAGGAGACUUAAGCUUGCAUAAAUGGGUAUCUCUCUCAUUUCCUGAUGCUGUACUGGACAUUCUGGACGCAGAUCUUGCUGGUGACAUUGGCUAUACAAGAGGUAAAAAUGAUGAAAAUCUAAGCCAAAUCAAGCAGUUGUUGGUUUUGAUCAUAAAUGUGGCAUUCCUAUGUUUGAAAGAAUCUCCAGAGGAAAGGAUAAACAUGAGAGAGGUUGUGGUGCAGCUAAAGAAGAUAAGAGCUGAAUUAACCAAGCUUUUGACGCAUACUCAUAGAAUAUGAGAAAGAGGAUUGAUGCAUCAACAAGAAGAUUCACUUUUUUGAUAUCCUGUAUACACAGAUAGCUAAUGUUGUGCCUACCAGUCUUUUUCUACAUGAAGCCAUGUUUUUGUCCAGUAUCUUAAUUCUCUGCCAAAAGAGUGAUUCGUUUGGUUACUCUUCAUAUUAAG
Molecule: messenger RNA, 7414 nt
Organism: Lycium barbarum (goji berry)
Lineage: Eukaryota; Viridiplantae; Streptophyta; Magnoliopsida; Solanales; Solanaceae
Product: receptor kinase-like protein Xa21
Exons: 2
Coding region: 4413-7247 (944 amino acids)
Biological process (GO): protein phosphorylation
Molecular function (GO): protein kinase activity; protein binding; ATP binding
Source: RefSeq, a predicted model, not a curated record